AGCACCAGCGGAAGAGGCGGAGGAGCGGCAUCGGCACCGGCACCGAGCGGCGUCCCCGGCCCAGCCCGGCCCAGCCAGGCCCAGCCCUCACCAUGGCCACCGCCACCGCCAUCUGGCGCUACCGCGGGGACCCCGAGCCGGAGCUGCCGGCGGCGCUCGUGCGGUUCGCCAACGGCCGGCUGGAGCGGCCCGACUCGCUGCGCUUCGCCGCGUACCGGCACCGGGAGGCGACGCACCCGCGGAAGAAGCACCACAGGAUCCUGGUCUCGGAGACGGAGCGGCUCUGCUACGUGGGGCACAACUUCGGCACCGACGGGACGAAGUGCAGCUCCCUGUGCAGGUACUUUGUUGGCGUGCUGGACAGGAGCUCUGGGCAGAUGGAGGUCUACAAUGCUGAAAUAUUCAACAUGCAGCCCCUGCUCUCAGAUAACAUGAUACCUGACGACACAAAGGAGUAUCAGAAGAAAUCCUACAGGGAGAAGAUGGAUUUGUGCAUCGAGGCCUUUGGGACCAGCAAGCAGAAGCGAGCUCUGAGCUCCCGCCGCAUGAACGCUGUGGGCAGUGACAUCGUGAGCACAGCUGUGACAAAAGCAGCUGCAAAUGUGAUAGAUGCCAAGGGAGUGACAGCUCUGAUGCAGGACGUGGCCCAGGACGACGUGCAGAGCAUCUCUGCCUUCCUGCCGCCGUGCCACGAGGACGCCGACAGGCCGGAGCACGUGUACAGGUUUGAGGACAUCCUGUCUCCUGCCGAGUACGAGGCGUUGCGGGUGCCAGCAGCCACCCUGGCCAGCAUCAGCGAGGAGGAGAUGGACAAGAGGGCAGAAGAGAGAAGCCUCUGCUCCUUUGUCCUGGAGGAGCUGAAGUUCCUGCCCACUGAUGAGAAGAGCAGGGACCACAAAGCCCGAUGCCUCUGGUUCCUGGACACCCUCAUCAAGUUCAGCCAGCAGAAAGUGAUCAAGAAGAAGAAUCCAAUGGGUCCUGAAUGCCCACACAUCAUCAGCAAGAAGCUCAUGAAGAAUUUCACCUCACUGACCUACAACAAUGGCAGCAUCCAGAAUUUCAUCUCCGCGUCCAUGAAGGCUAAAAUCACCGCCUAUGUCAUUGCCUUGGCUUUGCACAUUAACAACUUCCAGACUGAUCUCACCAUCCUGCAGAACGACAUGAAGCUCUCAGAGAGCAGAAUCCUGGACAUCGCCAAGGCCCUGCGGCUCAAGGUGUCCAAGGUCAAGGGGCUGGUGGGGCUGGAGAAGGACCAGCACCACAAGCUGGGCACUCUGUCCCUGCCCUUGCCCACGCAGAAGGCUCCAGAGGGACAGCGGAAGCGCAAGAAAAUGAGAUGAGAAGCCCAGGGGGUCUGGGGGAGACACAGCCCAGCUCAGAAUGUCAUGGGGAUGCCUUCAUCUGCUGGGUGUGGGUCCAGCAUCAGCCCUCACCCAGCUGGAGCCCUGGCUGAGGGUGUCACCUCUUUAAAAUGCUAGUUUUUUUCUAUUUAUAUAGAAAAAGCUAUAAUAAAACCUUUUUUUUUCUAGAUUGUCUGGGUGGGUGUGAAGUUGAGGUUGAGCACAAGGGAACAGUUUGAGGUGGCAGGUUCUGGUUCAUGGCCCCUCCUGGGUUCAAGGUCAGAAGCAGGGAGACAAAGAGUGUGACUUUCAUACACCUCUCCGUUUCUCUGGAGUGUCAGUGUAAUCCUGUGUUCAACAACUGAAAAAAUGUUCACAGUUUUUA
Lonchura striata (white-rumped munia) is the source of this 1725-nucleotide messenger RNA. It is a transcript of the gene POLR1E, whose product is annotated as RNA polymerase I subunit E. The record is from RefSeq and is a predicted model, not a curated record. Gene Ontology annotation, biological process: DNA-templated transcription. Lineage: Eukaryota; Metazoa; Chordata; Aves; Passeriformes; Estrildidae. Gene Ontology annotation, molecular function: DNA binding.